AUGCAGCUGGGCCCUGUGAAUAUCAACAACAAAGCCCGUGAAACUGAAUCUCAGACAUCAGAUCCUAAAGUGAUUGCCCUGCUGGAAGCAACAUUCCAUGUGUUGGAUAAACCCAAGUCCUUACUAAGUUUCACUUCCUUAUCCUUCGCAGCUGGUGGCGAUUCUAUCUUUGAAAUGCUGCUUACGGCCCGUUGUGUGUCUUUGGGCUAUCGCAUCAGAGUCGAGGAUAUUCUUAGGGCCAAGUCACUGUCCACCCUGGCUAGAAAUAUGGAGCCACUAAUUGAGGAGGUGCUGGAUGUCAACCCUGAUGUGAUGAAUGAUAGCCUGUUUGACCUGUCACCUAUACAGAAACUUCAUUUCCGCCAGAACUCACUUAGGUCAGACCAUUUUAACCGGAGCAUGUUGCUCCAGUCGCGUCAGCCAAGGUCUCUUGGAUGUCUAAAGAGCGCCAUUGAAUACGUCGUUGAGCAUCAUUCUAUGCUGAGAUCUAGCUUUGAUUAUUGUCACAACGGCAGUAGAGAUUUCCUCUUUGAGACACUCACAGCUCCCAACUUCAAAAUUGUUGUCGACAUUGUCAAAGAAAAACACAAAUCCACCAAUUUUGAAGCUGGGCCUAUGCUAGUUGUCACUCAAAUCUCGGUCGGUGAUGAUAUCUUCAUAUCGCUGAUCUGCCAUCACCUAGUCGUCGAUCUGGUCAUCUGGCGUAUCAUCAUUAAGGAUUCAGAAGAUCUGCUGCAGGCUACAACGCCAUUGCCGCCUUCAACCUCCAAUCCGACCUGGGUGAACGCUCAACAGAGACGCAUGUUAAAUGAGAAAGGAAAUUAUAAUUUCGAUAAGACUGUCUAUAUUAAACCACCCCAGCUGCAAGUGCAAUAG
This is a messenger RNA of Fusarium venenatum, 876 nucleotides long. NCBI's taxonomy places the organism in Eukaryota, Fungi, Ascomycota, Sordariomycetes, Hypocreales, Nectriaceae. The record is from RefSeq and is a predicted model, not a curated record.